UCUUUGCCAUGCUCGCCAUGGGUUCCGCUCUUCGAAGAACGUUUACGCUUCUAGCAAUCGUGUUAGUGUUUGGUGAAAGUUAUCAACACGAGAUAGAGGAUGAUAAUCUCCAGGGAUUGGCCGGUUCCAGUGACGCCGAGCUUCUGCAGCAGUCUAACGAUUUCGCAAUCCACUUGUACAAACAAGUGAGCGCACAAGCGGGGGGUGGAAAUGUGGUGAUUUCUCCGUUUUCAAUCGCCGCUUCGCUGUCACUGGUCGCGAUGGGAGCUGGCGGAUUGACGGCCGAAGAAAUGUUUGGUGGAUUGCGUUAUGGAAAGGCCGAUCGCAAAGAGCAGGUUGCCGAUUGGUACGGACGACUCAUGAGGCAGUUGGCAAAUGAUAGUUCUAUCGCCGUAGCGAACACGUUGUACGUGAAAGAAGGAUACAAUGUUAAACGAUCCUUCCAUGAUGUGGCCACUGGCAGCUUCCAGUCGGAGGUCCAUGAGCUUAAUUUUGCGCAGAACGAAGCAGCUGCAAAAACGAUCAACAAUUGGGUGGAAAAGCAGACGAGCAACAAAAUCAAGGAUCUUAUCGCACCCGAUAUGCUGGAUGAGUUUACCCGUAUGGUGCUAGUCAAUGCGGUACAUUUUAAAGGCACAUGGAAGUAUCAGUUCAACGUAACUAACACCCGACCGAUGCCAUUUUGGAUCAGUGAUGCAAAGUCACAAGACAUUCCGAUGAUGUACAUUAAGGGAAGAUUUGGAUACAAAAUCAUUAGGGACAAAGGGUUCUCCGCUCUGCAGUUAAGCUACAGUGGCAGUGACACAUCGAUGAUGGUGUUGUUGCCCAACGAACGCAAUGGAUUAGCGGCGCUGGAGGAAAUACUUCCGAGUCUUAACCUAAUCGAGCUACGGAAACAACUGUGGAGAAGUGAAGUGGAAGUAUAUCUCCCCAAAUUCAAAAUCGAAUUCUCUCUUGAGCUUGAAGAUGUUUUAAAAACGCUUGGCAUGGGCCGGAUGUUCAGUAAUGCAGCUGAGUUUCCUGAUUUGCUGGAAUCAAACGAACCUCUGAAGAUUUCGAAGGCCAUCCAUAAAGCUUUUAUCGAAGUGAAUGAAGAAGGUACCGAGGCAGCAGCAGCUACUGCAUUUAGUGCGAAAUUUCGCACUGCCAAGGCACCAUCAGUAAUUCAAUUUAAGGCAGAUCACCCAUUUAUAUAUGCGUUGUUGUCACAGGACAAGGGUGUUUAUUUCUUAGGAAAAGUGACGAACCCAGCGUAAAGUUCCGCUUCUUAUGCUCACCAAUGAAUAUGAAUGCUUCUUAACUGUCGUCGUGCCAAUCCAUUUGUGUGAACGAAUACUGAUCAAUAAACUAUGUGGCAAUUG
Anopheles darlingi is the source of this 1361-nucleotide messenger RNA. Its product is annotated as antichymotrypsin-2-like. Bases 9 to 1256 code for a protein of 415 amino acids. Lineage: Eukaryota; Metazoa; Arthropoda; Insecta; Diptera; Culicidae. The record is from RefSeq and is a predicted model, not a curated record. Gene Ontology annotation, molecular function: serine-type endopeptidase inhibitor activity. The transcript has 4 exons.